Molecule: messenger RNA, 1896 nt
Organism: Malaya genurostris
Lineage: Eukaryota; Metazoa; Arthropoda; Insecta; Diptera; Culicidae
Exons: 2
Coding region: 169-1896 (575 amino acids)
Molecular function (GO): protein binding
Source: RefSeq, a predicted model, not a curated record
ACGGUUAUUGUUUUUUUUUAAAGAAAUGCGAGUUUUGUUAGCACGAGACCAGGCGAACCUCACCACUUGAGCAUACGUAUAGUAAAGCCAGUUGGAUAUAUUGGAUUGUUUUGCGAAAGAUACCUACUCAAAAAACGUAUACUAUUGUUCCUAAGAAAAAGUAUUAAAAUGAACACCCUACUUCAGAAUCUGCUAGAAGGGCUGAAAGAUAGUGACUACCAGAAGCACAUGGAACGGGUUAAUCGAAAACCAAUGACUAGUUAUACGAUGAAAUUUCUCAAUGAGGCUGUUCAUCUCAAGAAUGCGGAUGUGACCGCGAUUCGAAAUUAUGUACUUAAGAAGGGGCCAUUUAUUGAUGUUCCAGAUUUGCCCAAGUGCAAUGCGAACGCUGUUAAGGUACGUGCAAUUGGUAAUCGACACUAUCUUAAGAAGGAAUAUAGGGAAGCCUUGGAGAAAUACAAUGAAAGUAUUUGCUGGGCUAAGACUGGUUCGGAAGAACUGGGAAUUGGUUAUGCUAAUCGAUCAGCUGUCUAUUUUGAGCAGGAGGAGUAUCAGUACGCGCUUGUCAAUGUAUCACUCGCAAAGAAAAAUAACUACCCGCAGCGUCUAAUGCCGAAACUGACGACUAGAGAGCUCAAUUGCAUGGAAAAAAUUAAAGGCGGUCAUUCGAAGUACACGGUUCCUCCAAUUCGAAUGUCGAUUAAUGUUGAGGUAAACCCGAAAAUCCCUCAUCUCGCCAAAGGGAUUCGUAUGCAACAGCUUCCUGAGUACGGCAGGAGUAUGAUAACCGACCGUAGUUUCAAAACUGGCGAUGUAAUUUUACAUGAAACGUCAAUGAUGACCUCUAUCAGUCCUGAGUUGAAGUAUCUAAAUUGCAACUACUGUUCAAUUGAAAAUUUUCACAGUUUGAUUCCUUGCCCGAAUUGCGUCUCAGUCAUGUACUGCAAUGAGGAAUGCUUGGAAAAAGCAAGUAAAAGCUUUCAUCGUUAUGAGUGCGGCAUUAGCGAAAAAUUGCACCAUAUUUCCUACGGCAGCAGUAGAAUUUAUUUGGGAUCAAGAAUGUUUUUCUACGGAUUGUCAUUGUUCGAUGAUAAUAUCGAAGAAAUGAUGAAGUUUUGCCUCAAACACGGUAGAACUGGUGCAGAUCCGUUCACAUUGGAUUAUUCUAAUCAUAACCCUUUGGAAGAGUUCAAGGUGUUUCAUCAGGUAAAACUAGCAACUUCAGAAUUUCUUUACGAAGAUUCGUUUCGAUUUUAUGCCGCUGUAUACUACUCAGUAUAUCUCAAUCAUCCAGUCGUAAAAUCGAAGUUCACAACUCAACAAACGAGAGUAUUCAUGCUUCGAACAAUUCUAGACUAUAUGAGAGUAAUUGGUUUUCUUAUAAUCGGGAGCUUGGAAAAAUUUACUAACCAACUGUACUCAAUUGCAUCAGUUUGCAAUCAUUCUUGCGAUCCCAACACAGUGGCGUCCUGCCGUUCUGGUCAACUAAAAUUUAUUGCUCUGCGACCUAUUUCCCAAGGAGAACAAAUUUUUAUAUCAUACGGACCGCUGUAUGAUGACCACAGCGAUUUUGAACGUAAACAAAUGAUGGCCAUGUUUCAUUUUGAUUGCGUCUGUCACAUCUGUGAUCCAAAAAAGUUCGAAUCUUUUAUCGCAUUGUCUAAACAAAAUUUGCCAAUACCUCGGAAGCACAUGAACGUUCUGCAAAAGGUAGUCGAGGGAGACAAUGAUGCGGCCAAGAUGAACGCAAUGAAACAGUUUGUACAGCGAUACGCAUGUCGCCAUCCAGCAGAGGACAUCGAUAGUGCUCUGUCCAUGUAUAGGCAACUGUUGAACAUCACAGUUAUGGUAGAGACGGAUGCUCUACUGCGAGCCAAAGCAGUUAAAAACUUGUAA